ACAUUUAACUCUUGAUACAAGUAAAACAUAGUCACCUCCUACUUACAUCUUCAAAUGGCCUCCGUUGAAGUUGCUAAUCUGAUGAACUGCAACCCCGACACUGUCCGUCCUGGAGCAAACUUUGAGCCUAGUUUAUGGGGUGAUCGUUUCAGUUCAUUCUAUCUAGAUAACGAGGCAUAUGAAAGGUAUGCUAAAGAGGUUGAAGUGCUGAAAGAAGUAGUUCGAAGUAUGCUAAUAGAAGCAAAAAGUAAAGCAACAGAGAAAAUGAAUUUGAUUAACACACUCGAUCGCCUUGGUAUCUUCUAUCACUUCGAGAAAGAGAUCGAUGAGCAGUUGAAACAAAUCUUUCACUCUCAUGCUCACUUCGAAAAUCAUGAAGAGUACAAUGAUUUGAACACUGCUGCAACUCAUUUUCGAGUAUUCAGACAAUAUGGUCAUAAAAUGCCUUCUGAUGUCUUCAACAAAUUUAGAGACAGCAACGGUAAAUUCAAGGAAAACCUCACUCGGGAUGUAAUGGGUAUGUUGAGCUUGUAUGAAGCCGCGUUCUUGAGGACACAUGGAGAAGAUAUUCUAGAUGAGGCUCUUGCUUUCACAAUCGCUAACCUCAAGUCUGUGGAUACUGAUGCACUAUGCCCUUUUCUUGCAAAGCAAGUAAUUCAUGCCCUAGAGCAACCCCUCCGCAAAGGCAUCCCAAGAUCAGAAGCAAGGCAUUACAUUUCUGUCUAUGAAGAAUACGAUUCUAAGAACGAAUUGUUAUUGAAGUUUGCAAAAUAUGACUUCAAUCUGGUGCAGUUGUUGCACAAGCAAGAACUUUGCCACAUGUCAAGGUGGUGGAAAGACCUAGAGUUUGAAACAAAACUUCCUUAUGCGAGGAACAGAUUGGUUGAGUGCUAUUUCUGGGCUAUGGCAGCGUAUUUUGAACCUCAUUACACGGUUCCACGGGUCAUGCUCGCUAAAGUUAUUGUUAUGUCUUCGGUUCUUGAUGACACAUAUGAUGCAUAUGGUACACUUGAAGAGCUUAAACCUUUUACAGAGGCAAUACAGAGGUGGGAUUGGAGUGCCAUGGAUGAUCUUCCAGAUUACAUGCAGGUAUUCUACAGAACUCUCCUAAAUCUCUAUGAAGAAUUUGACAGGGAAGUGUCAAAGGAUGGAAGAUCGUAUAGCGUUGAGGGCUCGAAAAUUGCUUUUAAAGAACUAUCAAACAGUUACUACUUGGAGGCCAAGUGGUACAAAGAAGGAUAUGUGCCAUCUUACGAUGAGUACAUGGUCAACGCGCUUAAAACCGCAGGUUAUUACUUGGUCACAGUAUCAUCCUAUUUGGGCAUGAGAGGGAUUGCCAUGACUGAGGUAUUUGACUGGGUAGUAAAGAAACCUAAAGUUUUGGUUGCUUCGUGCAAAGUUGUGAGGCUCAUGGACGACAUAGUAGACUACGAGGAAGAUCUGGAGACCGGAAAUGUUGCUACUGGGAUUAUAUGCUACAUGAGGCAGAAUCCCGGCAAGAUGACAAAAGAAAAGGUUGUUGAUGUGUUCAAUAAAGGGGUUGCAGAUGCAUGGAAAGAUAUCAAUGAGGAAUGCCUCAAGCCAAACUACAUCUCCAAGCAUAUCCUAAGGAGAAGUGUCAACCUUACUGGAUUAGUGGAUUGCUUCUUCAAGACUAGUGAUGGAUAUACUCAUCCUGAUAAAGUGUGGAAAUAUCAUGUCGUCUCAUUGUACAUCGAUGCCAUACCCAUAUGAGCAUGGAUAUGUAUGUUGCUAAAUGCUUGUAUUGAGUUUAAUUUAUACUUAAAUACUUGUAUGAAGCACGAAUAAAUCUUGUCUAGCAGAUAACUGGGUGGUUUGUACCUCAUUCAUUAAUUUAUUUCUUGAAUUCAGAUCCGUUUGAUGUAAUGAAAUGGACUGAAUGCCUACUACAAAUAUGUGUCAAUUUAACAUGAAUUUUUUUUUUUUACUCUAAUAAAAUAAUAGAAUAAUUUAUCUGCUGUAAAGAUAUUUGUGCUAUUUUGGGGUUUAUGUCAACUAAAUACCCCCUUAUUUCUUGUUGCUCUCUAGUUUUUUUCUAUUUUUUUUUUUU
This is a messenger RNA of Cornus florida, 2071 nucleotides long. RefSeq names its product valerianol synthase TPS1B-like. Gene Ontology annotation, biological process: diterpenoid biosynthetic process. Gene Ontology annotation, molecular function: magnesium ion binding; terpene synthase activity. NCBI's taxonomy places the organism in Eukaryota, Viridiplantae, Streptophyta, Magnoliopsida, Cornales, Cornaceae. The transcript is spliced from 7 exons. Bases 55 to 1734 code for a protein of 559 amino acids. The record is from RefSeq and is a predicted model, not a curated record.